UGACUUAUGCCAAUAAGACAAAAAGCAAAAAUCUGUUUUUACAUGAGCAGUAGCUGAAUGGCUUUGUACCUGGUAAUUCUGGGGUGCUCUUUGUUACCAAUGCUGUCUAAUUACACUGAUGAAUGACCAAGGUUUCUGUGCAUGUGGGAUUGCAGAGUGUGGUCAGCAGAACUGAUGCCCUUGAUGAAACAAGGAAGAAGGUAGUUUAUCUGUAAAUAAUGCUGUCUUUCUGUCCCUCUAACAAAACAGGCCAGUAUCAGCUCUACCUGUUCUGUUUCAUGUGCUAACAUGGAUGACUGGGACAACAACAAUGAAUUCAUUCAGCGACUGGACUUUUCCAGCUGUGGUGAAGAGAGUGAAGAAAGAAGCGUCAAUGAGGAGGAUUCCCUGAGCUUGAGCCCCCCAAGAAGCUCAGAGUUCCAGAAAUGGCAAGAGAGCAGUCCUCUGCCAGCAACCCCUCAGAGAAAGCUUAGUGAGAUUUUCCUGAGCAGAACAAAAGCUUGGAUGAGUCCCACCCUGAAGUCUUCCCCAUCUGUGAGCAAGAACUGGAGUAAACCUGAGACACCACUGCACAUCACCUGGAAAAAGCUGCAGCUUUGUGACACCCCACACACUCCUAAGAGCUUGUUAUCGAAGACAGCUUUUCCUUCCUCUGCAACAAAGGUCCCAGCCAAAGGCCUCCGACAUCUGAGACUCACUCCUCGUGCUGACUCUGAUGACUCUUCCCAAGCUUCCCUUGUCAACAUUAAUCCCUUUACACCAGAGUCCUAUCGACAAAUGCUCUUUCAUCCUAAUGGCAAACGGAAGGCUGGAGGAGAGCUGAAUGAUCCUCAUACAGGAAGCCGGAUAAAACAGGAGCAACCUACAAAGAGAUAUACUCUGAAAGCCAGCAAUAUGGUUUCCCGCUACAAGAAGGAGUUCCUGGAGCUAGAAAAAAUUGGUGUGGGGGAAUUUGGCUCUGUCUACAAGUGCAUCAAACGCCUUGAUGGAUGUGUUUAUGCCAUCAAACGCUCCAAAAGGCCUCUGGCAGGAUCCUCAGAUGAGCAGCUGGCACUACGAGAGGUUUAUGCUCACGCUGUCCUGGGGCACCACCCCCACGUUGUGCGCUACUACUCGGCCUGGGCAGAGGACGAUCACAUGAUUAUCCAGAAUGAACACUGCAAUGGUGGGAGUCUCCAAGAUGCGCUGCUGGAAAAUGCAAAGCUUGGGCAGUAUUUCCCAGAAGCAGAGCUGAAGGAAAUAUUGCUGCAAGUCUCCAUGGGACUAAAAUACAUCCACAACUCUGGCCUUGUGCACCUGGAUAUCAAACCUAGUAAUAUCUUCAUCUGUCACAAGCUGGCAGUUUCAGGCCCUGCUGGGCAGGAGGAGAGUGACAGUGAAGAUGAAUUCUCUCCUGGUGUGGUGUAUAAGAUUGGUGACCUUGGACAUGUGACAUCAAUAACAAACCCUCAGGUGGAGGAAGGAGACAGACGCUUUUUGGCCAAUGAGGUUUUGCAAGAGCAAUACUGCUACUUGCCCAAGGCAGACAUCUUUGCCCUGGCACUCACGGUGGCUCUGGCAGCUGGGACAGCACCGCUGCCUCACAAUGGGGUCCUGUGGCACCACAUCCGCAAAGGCAACCUCCCACCCAUCCCCCAGAAGCUUCCCCACCGUUUUCUUGAGCUCCUUACGCUCAUGAUCCAUCCUGACCCAGCACAAAGACCUUCUGCCACGGCUCUCACCAAACACCCUGUUCUCCGUCCUUCGUGUGGAAAAGCUGUGCAGCUCCAGGAGCAGCUAAAUAUGGAGAAAUGCAAGACUGCCAUGCUGGAAAGGGAACUUAAAGCAGCUCGCCUUGCCCAGACCCUCAUGAAGGACCAAGCCUUAGGAAGUGCCAAGUUACAAGAGUCUGAAACCUCUUCUAAGCAGAAGAGCAAGCGUCUGGUGGGAGGGAAGAGCUGUCGCUCGUUUAGCUUUACUCUGGGUUUCUGAAUUUGUGUUAUCCAAAGACUGCUGAAUGGCCCCGUGAAAGCAGAGGGUCUGCACAGACCAAUGCCCCAUAUUCUCUCCCUGUCUUUUUUUUUUUUUUUUUUUUUUUUGUUUUGUUCCCCUGUUAGUUAUGAUGAGAUGUUGGCUGAGAAAAGAAUGACUGGCUUUCAAGUGUUGGAUAAUGGUAUUUAAGGAUGUCCUCAGUCUUUUACCUGCUUAAUUUAUUGUGUAAUUGGCCUUGCUAUAGACUCAGUGUAACUCUGCCAUGACAAAAGAAUGACAUUUUCAUUCUCACUUCCCUCUUUCUUUAGUUGGGCCCUGUUAUUGGCGAUUUUGUGGUCUUAAACACUUGGGCUGACUGUAUCUUUAGAGGGAUGAUAAUGGCUGUACAGGCAGACAGCAUCUACAGCUGGCCCCUUCUAGGAGCCAGUUUUAGCUACACAUCAGGAGCCAGGCUGGUUACACAGCUGUCCUGGGGGGCUCAGGAUGCCGCUGGAGUGGUGUUUAACUGAGGGGGGACACAGAGUAAUAGGAAAUACUUCGAGUUAAGGAGUGGGAGUUGAAGAAAAACAUUUUUUCACAUUUCAGCAACAGAAGUUUUCUAACUGGGUGUGCUCUAACAGACUCGUUAGUCCCUGAUGCCCGACUCAUUUUCUGUCAGUCGGGGAGGACUCCUUGUUUAUGUGGGGGAGACAACUGCAGUGUGUUGGUGUUGGGUCUGUCUGUACCCAUUUCCCCUCCAGUAUCUUGCACGUGGUGCAGCUGCCUGCCUGUGAACUGCAGCCUUUCAGCAAAGAUGAGGGCAAUGAGAAAGGGCUUUUUCAGCUUUUUGGAGUUGCCCGUGUUAACGGUGAUAUGUAUUUCGUAUUUGAAAUCUCAUACACCCUUCCCCCUCCCCCCGCUAAAUGUAACUUUGGGGGUCCUUGUCGCUUGUUUGUGUUGUUGGACAGAGCACUGCCCUGUUACGACGGAGAGCGCUUGCUCACUCGCUUAUUUCCAGGUUUUACUGGUUGCUUUUAUGAUGUUGCACGUGCUGGCUUUUAACUGUUAGAUCCUAUCGUUUCGUGCGAAUAAAAGUUUUAUCAUUUUUUAA
Vidua macroura (Pin-tailed whydah) is the source of this 3061-nucleotide messenger RNA. It is a transcript of the gene WEE2, whose product is annotated as WEE2 oocyte meiosis inhibiting kinase. NCBI's taxonomy places the organism in Eukaryota, Metazoa, Chordata, Aves, Passeriformes, Viduidae. Gene Ontology annotation, biological process: mitotic cell cycle; DNA replication; protein phosphorylation. Gene Ontology annotation, molecular function: single-stranded DNA binding; magnesium ion binding; non-membrane spanning protein tyrosine kinase activity. Gene Ontology annotation, cellular component: nucleus. The record is from RefSeq and is a predicted model, not a curated record. The coding region runs from base 289 to 1971 and encodes 560 amino acids. The transcript is spliced from 11 exons.